AUGGAUAAAUCCGAGUUUCUUAAAUUGAAAACUGCUUAUUUAGGACAUAAAAUUAGUAAAGAUGGCAUUAAACCAAAUCCUAGCAAAAUAUCAGCCAUAGAAAAGUAUCCAUUACCCAAAACCGCAAAAGUCAAUAAACAGUUUUUAGGCCUUAUAGAAAAGUGCAAUACUCUCUUGACCAACGAUCCAAUCCUCCAAUAUCCUGACUACAACAAAGAAGUCGUUCUACCCACUGACGUAUCCAAUGUAGCGAUAGGAGUCAUCCUAUCUCAGGGACCCAUAGGAUCAGACAAACCUGUAUGUUACGCUUCUAGAACUCUAAAUGAAAGUGUAGUGAACUACAGCACUAUAGAGAAAGAACGCCUUGCCAUUGUGUGGGCACCCGAGUACUUUAGAGCUUUAGACCCCAUCUAUUUGGCUGUACUUUUAAAAUCUUAA
Molecule: messenger RNA, 438 nt
Organism: Parnassius mnemosyne (clouded apollo)
Lineage: Eukaryota; Metazoa; Arthropoda; Insecta; Lepidoptera; Papilionidae
Source: the annotation of a GenBank genome assembly